Pungitius pungitius (ninespine stickleback) is the source of this 2312-nucleotide messenger RNA. It is a transcript of the gene nudt21, whose product is annotated as nudix hydrolase 21. Gene Ontology annotation, cellular component: mRNA cleavage factor complex. The record is from RefSeq and is a predicted model, not a curated record. Lineage: Eukaryota; Metazoa; Chordata; Actinopteri; Perciformes; Gasterosteidae. Gene Ontology annotation, molecular function: mRNA 3'-UTR AU-rich region binding. The coding region runs from base 78 to 782 and encodes 234 amino acids. The transcript has 6 exons.
CCCGCUCGUUGCGAAACAACACCGCCACCGGAGUUUCAUUCGCCGGAGGAUCGAGCCUCGCCGCGCACGCCUCAGAGAUGUCGGUCGCGCCUCCCAGCCGCUCGGCCGCCGGCUGGCCGCGCGGCGGAGCCGUUCAGUUCGGGAACAAAUACAUCAGCGGGCCUGCGAAGGCGCUCUCCCUGGAGAGGACCAUCAACCUGUACCCUCUAACCAACUACACAUUUGGAACCAAGGAGCCUCUGUACGAGAAGGACAGCUCUGUGGCGGCCCGGUUCCAGCGGAUGCGUGAAGAGUUUGAUAAAAUGGGAAUGCGGAGGACAGUGGAGGGUGUCCUCAUUGUCCAUGAACACCGGCUGCCUCACGUGUUGCUGCUGCAGCUGGGCACCACUUUCUUCAAACUGCCCGGUGGAGAGUUGAGUCCUGGAGAAGAUGAGGUGGAGGGUCUGAAACGCCUGAUGACCGAGAUCCUUGGAAGGCAAGAUGGCGUGAAGCAAGACUGGGUUAUUGACGACUGUAUCGGCAACUGGUGGCGUCCAAACUUUGAGCCUCCACAGUAUCCGUAUAUUCCAGCUCACAUCACCAAACCCAAGGAGCAUAAGAAGCUAUUCCUGGUUCAGUUGCAGGAAAAAGCGCUGUUUGCUGUCCCCAAGAACUAUAAACUGGUGGCAGCACCUUUGUUUGAACUGUAUGACAACGCUCCUGGAUAUGGACCAAUCAUUUCCAGUCUUCCGCAGCUUUUGAGCAGGUAUAGUUUAUGUCAUUGUGGAACUAGCCUGAAUUGAACUGAAACCCUUGUAUUUUUCUUUUUUCUUUUCUUUUUUGACUGUCAUUAGCUUAAUUAUAAACAGUGGGAUUGAAAUCACAAGAACUGUCCGUACCAAGGAUUUGCUAUGUACAACCGCUGACAAAAUCUGUAUACCCUGUAACUUUUCUAACAAAUCAAUCGGCUUGUAUUGUUCAUGUUUUGAAAUGUAACAUAAUAAACAUUUGUAUCAACACCAAAUAACAGUGAAAGCACAUUGGUUUAAAGACGUUUAUAUUUGCAAAGUUUCGAAGGCUGCAGAUAAAGAUAAAAAACACAUGAAGUUCAGUAUGCAGGAGUAUGUCAAUUUUAUCCACAUUGCAUGCCCUUCCAAUGGCCCAGUCACACAUUCAGGUGUGAGUUUUUGAGACAUUUUGAAUUUAAAUGACCUAAAACGGUCUUAUUGUAAAGACAUAUUUUUAUAUAUAUAUAUUGCAAAGAAUGAUAAAAUGAGGCUGGAGUAAUACUUCAGAGUAGGCAACCCCUCCUAAUUCUUAGUUAAAGGGCCAGUGUGUAGCAUUUUGCAGAUAUAUUAGUAGAAAUAAUGUUUCUGUUGUGUAUCAUUACUUCAAACUAAGACUUUUUUUUUGGGCUCGAAAUGAGCACUUGAAGGAUGCCGGUCCUCUUCGCGGAAUCCGUGUUUCUAUAGUAGCCCUGAACAGAUAAACCAAACACUGGUAUUUUUAAGUUGCCCGAAAGCAAACCGUAGUUCUCUUAAACAUUCAAAUUGGGCGCUCUUGAGCCAGCAAAUGCAAAUCCAGGUACCACCAGCAGACGUCUGACUUUGGUUCUCCUAAAGUAGAGUGAUUUGGUAAGGGUGAGUAAUCGCAAACCAUGUUAACACAGUUUAGCAUUCAGUGGCUCACGUUACUUCAGUCUACCACUAAAUCCUACACACUGUCCUUUUUAAAGGUGUCCUAUAGAGGUUUUCAUUGACCAACACAUUUUGUAUCAUUAAGAUCAAACAAAUGUAUUGCAUACAUGUUUGUUUUGAGUAUUUUAAAUAUGGUGUUUACAUUAAUCUCACACAUGUUACCAGUAUUUUGCCAUCAUAGUUCUGGCCAACUCAUAAAAAUGAAGACACUAAAAAUGAAAUAAUUGUAAAAGACAACUGCCGUUAUUGUGUAAAUGAUCUCUUAACAUUAACUGAAUCUUUAAUAAUUAUCUUUUUAUAGGUUCAACUUCAUUUACGACUAACUUGAGUGAACAGAAGUACGUCUGGCUGUCUCUGUGAGUGCAGUCCUGUGUGAAUGAAGAUGAGACAAUGUGGAGAAAAAAAAUACAUCUCAUCUUUAGCUAAUCUUUCAAAAGAAAAGCUUUUCAUGCAAGACAUAUGGACAAUUAACAGGGAUGUUUAUACUAUUGGAAGAUAAUGAAAAUGUAAUCAGUCUUUUUUUUACAUUGAGAAACUGCAUGUUUUGUAGAAUACAAGUCUGUAGUACCGUAAAUAAUCAGAUUUUAUGUUCAAGGCCAAUGUUGAUUAAACAAACUACAUCCUUGCGGUGUCCUG